ACAAUUAGCACUCCUCUCACCACCUCUUCAACACACGCUUCCGUGACCUUCAGGGUCUUCCACGGACUCUCAAAAUAUGCAGUCGGAUUAUGAGUUUACGGCUAAGGAUGGGGGGAAAGUCUGGACACGUAGACUCUUCGGCAUUGAACAGUUGGUCGGUGUCAUGGCAUCAAAAACUCCAGGCUUUGGGGCUUUGACGGGCGGCUUCGUCCUGUCACUCCCACGUCCCGUUCCCGCUGCAGCCUUACGCAUACCUCUUGAGGUCGCGUGGACACGCUUGCGGUCUAUUGCGCCCGUGGUUGGGCUGAAGACUAAAGACGCAAAGAAGGAUGAUGCCAGUAAUCCGGAGAAUUCACUCUACUUCGAGUAUGCCGUCCCCGAUGACGCCGAGUCCGUCCAUGCAUGGGUGAAGGAGACAAUUAAAUGGCACGAUGACCCUAUGACGCUGCGCGAGCGAGACAUCGCAAUGAAGAACAUAUGGUGGCGUGCUGGUGAUGGGAAGUACAACUACGAGCUUCAUGUUGCACCUGAUGUUGAGAAAGAUAAAUGGCAAAUCAUGAUCCACUCAGCACACUGGUCGGCAGAUGUGCGCGGGACGCUGCAACUCUCUGAGCUUCUCUUCACUUAUCUCAAUGAGUAUCUCGUUCUGCACCCCGAUCAAGAGCCGAGCCUCUCAGUCAAAUGGGGAGAGGAGACUAAGAAGUUGACGCCGCCGGUCGCACUCGUGGCCGCGCAGGUAGCUGGAAUGCCCGUAUCAAUGCUUUUCCCAAAACCGCCUUCUGGGAAUGGAUCUGCACCCGAGACGACCCAGCCGCCGGAAGCUGAUGCGCCGAACGGGAACGUGCAGCCCCCUAAUUCGGAUGAAGGCGAGCAGAAGCUAGCACAGAAGGAAGACGAAGGAAGCGCUGCUGCGCCCGCUGGUCCAGUCUUCUUCCUUCGUCCCACACCCUUGCUUGAUGAGACCCCUACAUUCGACGCUGUCGCAACAGACGUCUGGCUAACAAAGGACCAGACGACGCAAUUCCGCGAAAAGUGUAGACGCUAUGGCAUCACUGUUACACAAGCAGUUACGGCCUUGAAGGCAGUUGCUGAAGUAGAGUGGGUACUCACCUACGGCGAAGGACGCACGGGGGAGAAACAGAAACGGGUCUUGGAGACCUACGAAAAGGCGUCGCAUCUGCCAAGUCUCUGGAAUGUCGUUGAUCAGCGACACAAAUUGAAAGAGUUUGCACGAUAUGAUGGUGCAAAGGGUUCAGUCCCGUUCGGUUCAGAAGGAUUCCCUCUUAUGCUAGACAUGACAACGAUUCGUCAGGCCGUGAAGUACAACAAGGAGACCGACAAGGUCGAGCGCAAUACAAGCGAUGACGUCUUCUGGGAUAUUGUGGCCAAACAUUGCCGUGAUCUAUGGAAGUCCAGUGACUGCGACAUCCCAGCGUUCCUCGAGCGCGAGAUGAUGUGCAACAUGUACAGUACUAUGUACGACCCAAGCGCAUACAUGAUUCCAGCGUUGAUGGCGUCCUCGAUUGGAGAUAUUGAACGGCUCGGACUCCUUACUGCAUUCUCGCCCUCCGUCCCAUCCAAUGCUCAGGAGCGGCUCCUGAUUGAACAGGUGUCCAUUAGUGUACGAUGCCCGACCCCAGUGAAGAUGGUACUUUCGUGGCAGUGGGAUGGCAGACUGCUGGUACGCCCCCAGACAGCAUCGCGCUGGACUUCCCAGAAGGGUCUUGACAGGAUGGGUGAGAUACUCCGCUCCUGGAUCGAGGAGACGUGUCUGUCCGCAUGAUACCGGUUAUGUCAAGCUACCGUCAAAAGUACCAGUCCAGAUGUUUGGUUUUCUUAUUCUUAAUUUCUUAUCAUUUAUGACUUUAAUGCUUGUCAAUUGAACGUUUGGAUAGGUGUAAUUUGGACGGAUCGUUGUAGUGGAUUAUGGAUUUAUACCCGAUGAAGCGAUAGUUGUAUUUCACUUGUUUGAUACCAGUCUUAGGUAUAUAGUAAUAAGUACAUUUAGCAUACAGAUUAGUAACAUAGUUCCUCUCAAUUUAU
This is a messenger RNA of Fomitiporia mediterranea MF3/22, 2043 nucleotides long. RefSeq lists its product as uncharacterized. The coding region runs from base 77 to 1783 and encodes 568 amino acids. The record is from RefSeq and is a predicted model, not a curated record. The transcript has 6 exons. Lineage: Eukaryota; Fungi; Basidiomycota; Agaricomycetes; Hymenochaetales; Hymenochaetaceae.